Molecule: messenger RNA, 687 nt
Organism: Mya arenaria
Lineage: Eukaryota; Metazoa; Mollusca; Bivalvia; Myida; Myidae
Exons: 3
Coding region: 1-687 (228 amino acids)
Source: RefSeq, a predicted model, not a curated record
AUGGUGAUGGUGAUGGUGAUUGAUAUGCAGUUGGAAAAAGUUGAGGUGAUGGAGUUGGAGGUGAUGGUGAUUGAAGUGGUUGCGAUGGAGGUGGAGGUAGAGAUGAUGAUGUUGGUGAUGAAGCUGAUGGUAAUUCAGAUGGAGGUGAUGGUGAUUGAGGUGGUGGUGAUUGAGAUGGAGGUGUUGUCGAAGGUGAAGGUGAUAAUUCUGCUGGUGGCGAUGGUAAUGGUGAUUAAGGUAGAUGUGAUUGCGGAGUUGGAAGUAAUAAUGGUGAUAGUGAUUGAUAUGCAGUUGGAAAUUGCGAUUGAGGUUGAGAUGGUGAUGGUGAUUGAGGUCGAGGCGAUGGUGGAGGUGGAAGUCUUGAAGGUGAUGGUGAUGGUGAUUGAUGUGCUGUUGGAAAUGGUGAUUGAGGUCAUAGUGAUAGAGGUGGUGGUUAUGGAUGUGGAGGUGAAGGUGAUAAUGCUGCUGGUGGUGAUGGUGAUGGUGAUUGAGGUAGAUGUGAUGGUGGAGUUGGAAGUGAUAAUGGUGAUGGUGAUGGUGAUUGAUAUGCAGUUGGAAAUUGUGAUUGAGGUUGAGGUGAUGAUGUUGGAAAUGGUUAUUUUGAUGGAGGUGAUAGUGAUGGAGUUGGAGGUGUUGUUGGAGAUGAAUGUGACGAUGCUGGUGGUGGUGAUGGUGAUUGAGGCCUAA